Molecule: messenger RNA, 4980 nt
Organism: Rhinolophus ferrumequinum (greater horseshoe bat)
Lineage: Eukaryota; Metazoa; Chordata; Mammalia; Chiroptera; Rhinolophidae
Gene: ST6GAL1
Product: ST6 beta-galactoside alpha-2,6-sialyltransferase 1
Exons: 9
Coding region: 693-1913 (406 amino acids)
Molecular function (GO): sialyltransferase activity
Source: RefSeq, a predicted model, not a curated record
ACCGCUGGGUGCAAGCAGCAGUGGAGUGAGGGAGUUGAGCCACGCUGGAUUUCCUAUCUGGGGUCCCUCAGAAGAGUUCUCAGAUGAACCCACAGCAGACUCAGCACUUAGACACCCGAAACGCGGAGGAUAAGUGGGUCAGCCAGAGUUAGCCAGAGAAGCAGCAGUAACUGUAGGAGGGAUCUCACAGUGGCUGGCUAGGGAAAGGGAGACCAUCCCCUCUCCCCCUGCUCCUGGCCGUCCCUCACUGGAAGUGCGGUUCCUCCUCAGAAACACAACUCCAGCCUGUAUAGACAAGGUAGAGCCAACUGUGCAGCGUUCUGUAGCCAGCAGCCCAGAGAGAAGCAGUGAAGUCAUGGAGCCCAGCUGAAGUGAACUGGCCGUCUUGAAACUGCGCCAGCUUGGUACCAGGUCGGUCUUUGUCCUAGUGCUGAGAUGCCUCCCAGAGUCCUUCCUGUUGGCCGUUUCAUACAUCUCCACCACCAUCCUUCUCUGCUUCUCCCAAAUGUUUUUUAAUCAUUCUGAGAAAAAUGAGCCUUGGCCUCCAGACCCAAUAAAGCAAACAUCCUUCCCAUGGAGAAUAAUGCUAGAUCCUGAGGACCCGGAGGGCCUGCCGCCCCAGGGGCAUUAGCCAGAAGCAGGCUUGUUUUCCUGCUCAGAACAGAGUGGCUCCCUUGAAUGCAUCUUUCAUUAUGAUUCUCACCAACUUGAAGAAAAAAUUCAGCUGCUGUGUUCUGGUCUUUCUCCUAUUUGCAGCCGUCGGUGUCUGGAAGGAGAAGAAGAAAGGGAAUUACUAUGAUUCCCUUAAAUUGCAAACCAAGUCAUUCCAGGUGCUGAGGAGUCUGGAGAAACUUUCUGUGGCGUCUGGUUCCCGGUCUGUACCUUCAAACAGCACCCAGGACCUACACAGGGGCAGCAAGGCCCUCAGCAAUCCCAAAGUCGCAGUCAAGACCAAGCCGGAGGCCUUCUUCCAGGUGUGGAAUAAGGACAGCACUUCCAAAAACCUUACCCCCAGGCUGCAGAAGAUCUGGAAGAAUUAUCUGAGCAUGAACAAGUACAAAGUGUCCUAUAAGGGGCCAGGACCUGGUGUCAAGUUCAGUGCAGAGGCUCUGCUCUGCCGCCUCCGGGACCAAGUGAAUGUAUCCAUGGUAGAGGCCACAGAUUUUCCCUUCAACACCUCUGAAUGGGAGGGGUACCUGCCCACGGAGAACAUUACGACAAAGGCUGGGCCCUGGGGCAGGUGUGCUGUUGUCUCAUCAGCAGGAUCUCUGAAGUCCUCUAAACUGGGCCAAGAAAUAGAUGAUCAUGACGCAGUCCUCAGAUUUAAUAGGGCACCAACAACCAACUUCCAACAGGAUGUGGGCACAAAAACCACCAUUCGUCUUAUGAACUCUCAGUUGGUCACCACAGAAGAGAGCUUCCUAAAAGAUAGUUUGUACAAUGAAGGAAUCCUAAUUGUGUGGGACCCGUCUGUUUACCACUCAGAUAUCCCAAAGUGGUACCAGAAUCCCGACUAUAGAUUCUUUGAUAACUACAAGAGCUACCGUAAGCUACAUCCUGAUCAGCCCUUUUACAUCCUCAAGCCCCAGAUGCCUUGGGAGCUGUGGGAUGUCAUUCAAGAAAUCUCCUCAGAGGCGAUUCAGCCAAAUCCUCCAUCGUCUGGGAUGCUCGGCAUCAUCAUCAUGAUGACGCUGUGUGACCAGGUGGAUAUUUACGAGUUCCUCCCAUCUAAGCGCAAGACUGACGUGUGCUACUACUACCAGAAGUUCUACGACAGCGCCUGCACGAUGGGCGCCUACCACCCGCUCCUCUUUGAGAAGAAUCUGGUGAAGCACCUCAACCAGGGCACAGAUGAGGACAUUUACCUGCUUGGAAAAGCCAGCUUGCCUGGCUUCCAGAACAUUCACUGCUGAGUGUGGGCUCCCUGACCAGGUGCCCUCACGCUCUCCAUCAGGCAUUUUAUAGCCCAUCUUUUGGUCCCCCUGGGCCUAGGAAGACUGUUCCCGAACAAUCCCUGCCUGUUCCUUGUACUCUAGGUCUUCUGUCCACAAGAGCUCUGGGACUUCAGGAGCCCAAGGGCAAGGAACCAGGUCCAGCUUACCGUGUAGCCACAGAGGUGUGUGGGUCCAAAGCUUCCUGCCACACACAUAUACACACAUGUACAUAGAUAGCACCCAUGUCUGAGGCAGACAGAGUCCUCCCUUCCUUCCGCAUGGGUAAAUGCAAGAUCCGCUUUUCCUACCAGGGCUGCCAAAGCUGGCAUGUCUUCCCCACUUGAAUGAUGUUUUUCCUCACAAACCAGCACUCUAUAUUGCUUGAUAUCUGUACCUAGACAUUGAUUUCAUAUUUUAAAGAAAUUCUCCCGAAUUAUGAUUAUGCCUAGUAAAGAGCGGUUCUGGGAGGCCAGUCAGUGGCUCUGGGGGGCAAGUAAGUGCCACGGGGCAUAGGAACCAUGCUCGAUUCCUCCAGAACAAAGUUACUUCCAAUGUCCAUGCCCCCAGGAGAGGCUGUGUUUCUAUCACUUUGGUUGGUUUGGCUGGUCCUUAGCCUAGGUGCUUAUGUACAAAGGGUCUUGAUGAACCCACAUCCUUCUCCAUAUGGGAUGGAAGUACAGAAAUAUAGUAUCCACCCUCGAGUUGCUCACAGUUCAGUGGGAGUGACAGACAGGUAGGAUUCAGUGAAUUCAGUGUACCAGCGGUCUGCAGAGAGGUGGGCUUGCUAUGCUUUCUGUCUGUGCACCGAGGGGGGAGGGGCACACACUUGCUGUGUCUGUGGUCACAGGCUUCACAGAGUUGGGGCCAGGAAGUGGAUUUUGGAGGAAGCGGAGGAACAUGGCAAGCAGAUUUUUCUGAGUCAUUUGAGAUGUAUUUUUCCUUUCUGCUUUUAUUUAUUUAUUCUCUAAGAUCUGCCUGAACUUAUAGGCUCAAAUUAUUUUUUUGAGGAAAACCCCUUUCCAUGUCUGCAGCAGCGAGUGCAGCCCCAUGGCAGACACCAGGCAAGCACGAUGCCAAAAGCCUGAUUUCUCCAGGCUCAGCCUAACUUGACCUGACCCUAUCCUACCAGCUGGGUUUUGCACACUGUAUCCACCUCUUUCUUUUUAAUGCCCACCGCCAAACCUCCUUCUGACUGCCAUCUUGGUUUUUUUUCCCUUUAAAGUAGUUUUCCCCCCUCCCAAAUUACUUCUAAGCGUUUUCUCCUUUAAAAGUGUACUGACCCAAUUUCUUUGACCUUCAUGGGCCUUCUGUGAAAGGUCUCUCAGGGAGUGGGGAUGUAGAUCCCUAGAACUUAAAGUUGCUCUCAGAGGUCAGAACUUUAGGGACCAUAGCAGAUUAUCACAGGUGGAUCAGACGGCCCUGCCCUCCAUCCCUCCAGCAAGGGAGCAGGGGCACAGUUUCCUGGCAGAGGACUUCCCACUGUAGUCUGUAAACAUGCUUUCCAGUUGGUGAUGCUCAUAUCCUCUCCCUGGUGGAGAGACAUCCUGGUGUGGACAGGCACCUGGUGUGGAGAUGGUAAAGGACUUGAUCAAGGUCACAGAGUAAUGCUAUAGAGCCAGAGCUCAUAGCCCCAGGCUUCUGGACUCUGGAACCCUGGAACCCUCAAGGGCUUCCAAUGUUUGAGCUCUGGAGAAGGUGCCUGGGAGCUGGAGUACUCAUCUGCUGCCAACCCCUCAGCUUCUAUGGGCAGUGAGAGGAGGCUGGGUUUUCAGAUUGAAGCUCCCCUAUUUACUUGCUAUGCCACUAUGGGCAAAUUCUCCUUUCUGAGCCUCUAUUUACACAUCUGUAAAAUGGGGGUGAUAAGCCUACUCACAGGGCUGUCAUGAGGGUCACAUGAAACACCUGACCUGGCUCUGUUUCUGGCACCUAGCAGGUACUCUGUGCAUGGCAGUUUCCUUCCUUCCCUUACUAAGGACCUGCUCUGUGCUCACACCUGGCAGCACCCUACUUUGAGGGAGGCCAGAGAGGGCCCCUGUCCUUAGACAAUUAACUGUCCCAUUGGGAGACAACUCCCCUGCUUGGAAAACCCAGGAAACCAUCCAAGGUAAUGGAGGGUGCAGAACGUGCCCCUCUUUUUCCUACCUGCAGCCCAGGCCUGAUUCUGCUUGGGAAUGGGUGGAAGAGUCCUUGGGCCACUAACUGCUGUGUGGAACGAGUGUUUUCUGCCUCUCAGAGCCCAUGAAUUCCUGGCUUGCUUUUUGUUCAGUUUUGACACACUCAUUGAAAUCUUUGAAUCAUGAACACUGAGUGCUGAAGCAGGAAAUAUAUUACACUGAGACUACACUGGGUAGAUGCUAGCUUUUAGUUAUUAUAAGGGAUCAAAUUAAUUUAAGUAUGAUUUCAUUUCUGUGUUCUCUGUCUAUGGAAACUCUAGUAAAAUGCAAAUAAGGGUAUUACCAUUGGUCUGGUGAGAUGUUUAAUAUUUGUUGCAGAUAAUUUAAAAAAUUAUGACUAUUGUAGAAAAGCCCCUGUCUCUAAGUUGUUUUGUCUCCCUCAGUUGUAAUCUCUUCAUCCUUUUUCAUGAAGUCCUAUGAUCCUUUGACAAAUCAAAUAAGCUGUGGUUUGGAGUUGAGACACCAAUCUCAGAAACUUCUGAAAAAUGCCUAAGCUAAUUAUGAAUUGCCCAAAGAUUAUGUAAAAUUUUAAAAUAAAUGUUUUUAUAAAAAGCUUGUCCUCUCUUCUUACUUGAUAGGGGAAUGACUGGUGAUUGUAAACUCUCAUCUCCAAAGAGGACACAACUGGAAUCCUGAAUCCCCAAAUCCUCCGCCACUAGUUCCUCUUCAGUGCUCCAGGGAAAGGAAUGCUCACUUACGUGGCAGGAUAGUAGUAUCUGAGACAUUGACAGAGUUAUUGAUAUUCCUUCCUUUUGCUUUUGCUUGGAUUAAAACGACUAAGCUGUUGUUCAUGCAACACCUUGGGGAAGGGAUGCAAUUGGGCAGGAAGCAAACUAAAGGAAAGCUACCUUGGUUUCCAAAAGCCCAAAACC